Messenger RNA from Anguilla rostrata (American eel), 1885 nucleotides. RefSeq names its product GTPase IMAP family member 7-like. Lineage: Eukaryota; Metazoa; Chordata; Actinopteri; Anguilliformes; Anguillidae. Gene Ontology annotation, molecular function: GTP binding. Bases 157 to 1113 code for a protein of 318 amino acids. The transcript has 3 exons. The record is from RefSeq and is a predicted model, not a curated record.
CUUACAUGGAAACCGGAUAUGAAAACACCUAUACUGGAGCCAUCCGUAGUGGCGCUAGUGAGCAACCAGGAACUACAACACCAGGAAAUGAGCUUCAAAAACGAAGUCUGGUUUUGGCCGCUUGAAACCAGUCACUCAUUCUCUUGAAGAGGAAAUAUGGCUUCUCAAAGUGAAAGAAAACUGGAUGAAAAGGAUGCUACAAUAAAAAGAAGACAUAGCAUAGAACGUCCUCCCGAUAUGCAAAUGGCGCAAAGGAUAGUGUUACUGGGGAAGACGGGAUCUGGGAAGAGCUCGUGUGGUAACACCAUCCUGGGAACUGAGGCCUUCAAAGUGGCGUUCAGCCCGUCCUCCAAGACCAAGCAGUGCGAGAAGAAACGGGGGGAGGUGGACGGCAGGCAGCUGGUCCUGGUGGACACCCCUGGCCUGUUUGACACCACGCUGUCCAAAGCGCAGUUGGAGCGAGAGAUCGGCAAAUGCCUCAACUUCUCGGCGCCGGGGCCCCACGCCUUCCUGGUGGUGAUCGGCUGCCGUCGUUUCACCCAGGAGGAGAGGGCGGCGGUGGAGAGGAUCCGGGAGAUCUUCGGAAAGGAGGCCGAUAAGUAUGCGAUGAUCUUGUUCACGCACGGGGACGAGCUGGAGGGCACGGUGGAGGAGUACCUGCGGGAAGCGGAGGAGGACCUGCGAGAGCUCGUGCGCCAGUGUGGGAACGUCUACCACGUCUUCAACAACAAAGACCCCGCCGACCGUGAGCAAGUGCUCUCGCUGCUGGAUAAGAUCGACGCCAUGGUGUCCGCCAACAAGGGGAGCUACUACACCAGCCAGACGUACCGGGACGUCGAGCGAAGGAUCGCAGAGAAGGAGAAGGAGCUGAGGGAGUCGUACGAGCGCAAGAUGCGCGAGAAAGAGCGGGAGCUGCAGGAGAAGUACCGAGCGGAGCUGACGUCACUGGAGAGACGGCUGCAGGUGGCCGAGGAAGACCUGCUGACCGAGAGAGAGAAGAGGAAGCUAGAGGAGGAGAAGAACAGAGCGCUGCGGGAAAUAAUCCGGUACUACGAGUCACGGAUGAGAAACUGCAGGCAUGAAGCCGAAAGCACGCACUGUUUAACAGCCUAAAAAAAAUGGACACAAACCUUAGAAUAUAUUUAAUGGUAAAUGGACUGCAUUUAUAUAGCGCUUUUAUCCAAAGCGCUUUUCAAUUGAUGCCUCUCAUUCGCCAGAGCAGUUAUGGGUUAGGUGUCUUGCUCAAGGACACUUCGACACGCCCAGGGUGGGGUUUGAACCGGCAACCCUCCGACUGCCAGACAAUCGCUCUUGCCUCCUGAGCUAUGUUGCCCUCAUAUUUAUGAUUCCAAUCUAUUUUUGACACAUGCUAUGUGAGAAUAUCCAUUCAUUAGCCUUGUGUACCAGCAAUGUCUGGCCUGACCUGUUCAGCCAGUGCAGGAUAGUCCCAGAGUACAGAGGGAAAUAUAAUUGAAAAGUCAGAUAAGUAAAUAUGUGCCUUUGCCAUCACAAUUUAUCUACAUGUCUAUUUGGUCAUUGUGUUAUGUGUGCUAAUACUGCAGAGUGGUAGUGAAUUUUGGGAUGUUAUUCCCUGUACAAUAUUAAGUGUAUUAGAGGUUGGCUACUUUACGGGGUGAAAUAUGUAUAUUAUCGGGUAUAUUUUGAUUAUUCUUUAUCAUUUUGAAUAAUGAGUGAAUCAGACUGAUAGUCUGAUGUUGGAAACUGUUGUUAACUGUUAUGCAUUUUUGUGUCCGUAAUUUUUUUUUUUUUUUUUUUUGCAUUUGAUACAAUGUUCUUGUUUGUUUUUACUCUUGAAAUGAAACAUUCAUUACUCUUUCCAACACCAUUUUCUUUGUAUCUUCCAUAAAACCUUGAUUGCACUGUU